GGUAGAACUUGAUUUGUUUGUUUAUGCUCGAAGUGUAUUUGUUAUAACACUACAAAAAAUUGCUGAAUAGCGACAGAACUCUACCGGCAGUUCAAGCCAACCGCCGGCGCUAUAUGGUCUAGAAGACUUUGCGACUGUUUACGAGAAACCGUCGUGGAGUAUAAUAACCCGCGUCAAAUUUCCAAGCUUCAUUCCCUCUUAUUUUUAUUUCAGAUUUGUUUCGUUUGCCUUCAAUCCCUUCAGAUUCGUUUCAGAUUCAAUUUCAAGCUUCCUUCAACAUUCAGAUUCAAGCUUCAAUCCCUAAAUUUCGUGUCCUUUCUUCGUUUAAGCUUCAAUCCCUAAAAUUUGCAGUGUCAAUCUUGUUCAAGCUUCAUUCAACAUUCAGAUUCUUCAACCUUCAAUCCCUAAAUCUCGUUAUUCAAGCUUCAACCUCUCAAUUUUUGUUCAACCUUCAAGCCGCAGGUUCAACAUCCAGAUUCGUUCAACCUCCAGCUUCGUUCAACAUACAAAAUCUAGGUUCAGUUUCUUAUUAGGUUAUUGUUAAAUUUUUUAUGCAUUGUUUUUUCACGCAAAAACAAAACCUUCAAAAACCAUGAAAAUCAAAUUUCAAUCAAAACAACAAUGAUUCAAUUCCAAAGAACCUUCUUCUUCACCAACACCACUUCUUCUCCCACUCUUCGCAACUGCAUGUUUCAACUCAGGUCGUUACACAAUCCCUUAAUCUCGCCGCACUUACCCUCGCUCGUGAAUUUAACUACCAACGCCGUUCAACACCGUAACUGUUUCUCGUUUCGCUCUUUUAGUGUAACUAACUUCAAUACUUUGAAAUCUGUUACGUCCAUUAGCGGUUUCGGUUUACCGUUUCGGGUGAAUGGCGUUGGAAGGAGUUUACGGUAUUUGUCUGCUGUGCCGGAGAAGAAGAGUAAAUGGAAGAAACCGGUAAAAGCUGUUGCCGUUCGCGGUAAGGAUAAGAAGGAUGCUAGUUCUGGUGAAUCUGUGGAUAAAAAUGUUAAAAAUGUGGAGUUAGAGAAAAGUAGUUUAAGUGAAGAGAUCAAGAGUGAUAAACAGGAUUCCAAAAUUAAUAAUGUUAAGAAGACGAAGAAGAAGAAGCCACCGAGUAAGAAGAAAGAUGUUAAGACUUCUGCUGCAACUGAUUCAACCGAUUCAUCGAAAGCUGUUGGUGAAGAAGUUUCUAAAAAAUCACCUUCCAAAGGGAAGAAGAAGACUAAUGUAAAGGAGAGUUCGGCCGUUAGCACUUCAAAAGAAAUACAGGAUGGUUCUGCUUCUACAAGGUCAAAGAAAAAGGACGUAAACUCUAGCCAGGUUGAUCUUGAGAAGCCGCUAGGAAAUUUUACGGGAAAACCACUGUAUCCACCUACGGGAAAGUCUGUGAUGGUCGUGGAGUCUGCUACGAAGGCAAAGGUUAUUCAGAGAUACCUUGGUGAUAUGUAUGAAGUAUUGCCAAGCUAUGGUCAUGUAAGAGACUUGGCUGCAAGGUCUGGAUCUGUGCGGCCCGAUGAUGACUUUAGUAUGGUGUGGGAAGUUCCAUCAUCUGCCUGGACUCAGCUGAAGAGCAUCAAUCUUGCCUUGAGCGGAGCAGAAAAUCUUAUUAUUGCAUCAGAUCCUGAUCGCGAGGGAGAGGCUAUCGCUUGGCACAUAAUUGAGAUGUUACACCAACAAGGAGCUCUGCGCGAUAAUGUUUUUCUGGCUAGAGUUGUCUUUCAUGAAAUAACCGAGCAAUCUAUAAAAACUGCUUUGCAAGCACCGCGAGAGAUUGAUGUGAAUUUGGUUCAUGCUUACCUUGCACGGAGGGCCCUCGAUUAUUUGAUUGGGUUUAAUAUUUCACCAUUACUAUGGAGGAAGUUACCGGGUUGCCAAUCAGCAGGAAGAGUUCAAUCUGCUGCACUUUCUCUUAUAUGUGAUAGAGAAAUGGAAAUUGAUCAAUUUAAACCCAAGGAGUAUUGGACUAUGGAGGCCAAGUUUGAUAGGAAAGAGCGGAUAUCAAACAAGGACGUAACAUUUCGUGGUCGCUUGACCCAUUUUGAUUCUAACAAGUUGACUCAAUUUUCAAUUACCUCUGAUGGGCAGGCAAGGGAUAUUGAAGGCAAGGUAAACUCUGCAGAGUUUCAGGUUAUUAGCAUGAAAAAAAACAAAGUUCGAAGAAAUCCUCCAACACCUUAUAUAACAUCAACACUUCAGCAAGAUGCUGGAAAUAAAUUGAAAUUCUCAGCAAGUCAGACAAUGAAGAUUGCUCAGAAACUCUACGAGGGAGUUGAAUUGUCUAAUGGUAAAGCAGUGGGGUUGAUAACAUACAUGAGAACUGAUGGAUUCCAUAUUUCUGAUGAAGCUGUUGCCAAUAUUCGCUCCCUGAUAAUUGAAAGGUAUGGACAAAAUUUUGUUGCACAAAGUCCACCUAAGUAUUUUAAAAAGGUGAAAAAUGCACAAGAAGCCCAUGAAGCCAUUAGACCAACUGACAUACGUUAUUUACCAUCAAUGCUGGCUGGGGUGUUAGAUGAAGAAUCCUUGAAGCUUUACACACUUAUUUGGUCAAGAACAGUUUCAUGUCAGAUGGAACCAGCUAUUCUUGAGAAGAUACAAGUCGAUAUUGGAAAUGCUGAUAAGUCUAUCAUGUUACGGUCUGCUAGCUCAAGGGUUGAGUUUCCUGGAUACCAGGCAGUUUUCACGGACAUUGUCACUGAAGCUGGACAAGAUAGAGACAGUGAUGGAUCCAAUCAUGAUCUAGCUUUUGAGGUUCUAAAUUCCUUGAAGACAGAGGAUCUGUUACAUCUUGUUGAAACUGAGGGGAGUCAGCACCAUACACAACCACCACCACGUUACUCCGAAGCAUCAUUAGUUAAGAAGCUUGAAGAGCUUGGGAUUGGAAGACCUUCAACAUAUGCAAGCACAUUAAGAGUUUUACAGGAUAGAAAAUACGUGACAGUAAAAAGUCGUGUUCUGUCUCCAGAAUUUCGUGGUCGUAUGGUUUCAGCUUUUCUGUCACAUCAUUUUUCAGAGGUCACAGACUACAGUUUCACUGCCGAUAUGGAAACUGAGCUUGAUAAUGUUUCUGCUGGAAUAACCAAAUGGAAAGGCCUCCUUGGAGAUUAUUGGACACGGUUUAAAUCAUAUUGUGAACGUACUUCUAAUGUUCAUAUUCACCAGGUUGAGAAGAUGUUAGAAAAAAAAUUUGCGGAUUACUUAUUUGGUUCUCUCCCAGAUAAGAGCCGGGUGUGUCCAAGUUGUAACGAAGGCACACUUAUAUUUAAAGUAAGUAGAUUUGGUGCUGGCUACUUUAUAGGCUGUGAUCAACAUCCGAGGUGCAAGUAUAUUGCUAAAACAUUAUAUGGUAAUGAUGAUGAUGGUGAUGAUGAUGAUGAGGAAGAUACACCUAAGCAAAACACUAUGAUAGAGGAACCAAAACUCCUAGGUUUUAAUAGUGCAAAUGAAAAGAUUCUUCUGAAAAGCGGUCCUUAUGGAAUCUAUAUUCAGCUUGGAGAAGACAGGAAGGGACACCCACCUAAAAGAGUCUCUGUUCCUCAUGUAAAGGAUGUGGACUCUAUCACCCUUGAAGACGCACUUGUGUUGCUACAAUAUCCAUUGACAUUGGGUAAGCAUCCUCAGGAUGGAAAUCCUGUCGAAUUAAAGGUUGCAACGCGUGGCUAUUCUAUUUGGCAUGGAAGCAAAAUUGCUCCUGUUCCUAAGAGGUUGAUAGCGUUUGGAACAAGACAUGGCAGGAACUACAUCAGCGGUUCUUCUUUAUCAUCAUCCUCCUCUUCACAAAAAAAGGUCUUUUUCUCUAACUUUAAUUUAAUACCAUGUCAGUUAUCAUCAUGUAAUUCAGAUUCCAAAGAUGAUUUCCAUAUAGUGAUGAAUAUUCUUAGUAAUUCUGCUCCCAGUAGGGGUGGCCACCAAAUUUAUUCAGCUCUUGAUGCUGCCCUUGACGACGUCACCAAUUUAGAUAAACACUUUGUACUCAAAGUUAUUGAAACCUCUUGUCAAACUAAAUUACUUCAUACCCCAAGGGUUCCACCUUCUGAUCUUAUCCGCUAUUUAAAGUUAGUUUGGAAGAAUAACAAGGACCUCAUCACUACCUCUGUUGUUCAAUCCCUUGUUUCAUCAAUAUGCUGCUCUACCUCUCCCACACAACGUCCAACAAAGAAUGAUCUACUUUUUCUCUGGGACUUUCUCAACCAUAUUGCCCGCUAUCACCCACCCGGUCUUCUUAAUGCUCCGAUUCUCAAUACACUCAUACAAUCCCUCGGAGGAGAAGGAAAGGCUGCACUUGACGUUUUCAAUAAAUUUCAGGUCUUUCAUUGUGUUCCAAAUCAUGAUACAUAUUACUUUACACUGCAAGCUCUUUUGAAUACUAGUACUUGUAGUCCUGAUAUGAUCCACCAAGCUGCUUCUAUCUGUCAAAACAUGAUGCUGCUCCUUCCUCCUCAUGAUCAUCAUCAUGGUGGCUCUUCUCAUGAUCAAGAAUACACCCAACCUUCUCCUCCUCCUCCUCCUCCUAGUCCUGAUGAUGAUGACAACGACAUUGACUUCCAGACUGCGCUGACAUUUCUCGGUGGUAUUCCUAGACCAUAUCUCAAAGACCGUGUGUGUGCAAAUCUUAAUUUAAUAGAUUUUAACCCUCUGCGUCAACAGCUGCACCACUUUGUACUCAAAACUAUUGAAACCUCUUCUCAAACUAAAUUAAUUGAAACCCGAAAGGUUUCGCCUCAUAAUCUUAUCCACUUUGUAAAGUGGGCUUGGAGGAGGAGGAGUAACAAUAAUAAAGAUCUCAUCACUACCCAUGUUCUGGAAUCUCUUGUUUCGGCAGUAGUACGUGGAAAUGUUCAUCUAAGGAAGAACGACAUACUUUUUCUGUGGGACUUGCUUAAGCAUAUUGGCCACUGUCAGACUGGCCUUCUUAACACCCAAAUUCUCAAUCAACUCCUAUAUGACAAUCAAUUGAAAUUUGACCAUGGAAAGACCGCACUCGAAAUUUUUCAUAAAUUUGAGGUAUUUCAAUGUGUGCCGAGUCGAGAUACGUAUACUCUUACACUGGAAGCUCUUUUGGCCACAAGGCUUAUUAUGUCCCACCAAGCCGCUUCUAUCUGUCAAAAGAUGCUGCUUCAUCCAGAAACCCUCCUUCUUGAUGACGCUCCGGUUCUUAUUGCCUUGAUAUCUUGGUUUGCUCAAAACAAUAUGACUAAAGAAGCCUAUGCUCUCUACCUGGCUGCAAAAGAGAAACCUAAAACAAACCCUAACUGGCCGCUAUGGAUAGAUAGAUCGUUUCUACUUUUAACUAUCACAGUACUUUGUUCAAAAAAAGAAACUGUAUAUCUGGCUUUCGAGAUGUUCAAUGAUAUCCCUGAGUUGGUGGAGGAUCGGGACUUACGUUUUAAAAAUGAAAUGUUUAGGCUUGUUGUCCGAGCCUUGUGUGGGUUUAAAGAAUUCGAUGCAGUCAAGCAGUUGAUCCUUAAAAUCGUUGUAGACACAAGUCAAGAACAUCUUUUAAUAUCUGCUAUCAGUACACUUAUUCCUGCCCUUGUUAACGCUGGGGAAAUCAUACAGGCUUUGGAGAUGCUGAUGCUAGUGGAAAGUAAAGGUUUAUACUUUUGUAAUCAUCAUAUGUUUCGUUUUUGGUAUUCAAAUGAUAUGCUACAUAUUAGGAAGAUCUUGGAAGAAGCCAAAAAGAAGGAUUCUAAGUUAACCGUUGCUCUGCUGUACCAUGCACUCAUUGUUGGAUAUUGCAAGCUACAGCAAUUUGACCGUGCUCUCAAGUUAUUGACUGAAAUGAAGGAUUUUGGUGUCUUGUACACUAAUCUUGAUGAAUAUCACAAGUUGAUCCACUCUUUUUGCUUGAUGGAUAUGGAGUGGAAAUUGGCAAUAGAGCAGCUAGAGGAAAUGGAGCCUAUGGAUAGGGAAAUGGUAGAAGAUGAGCUACAUACAAUGGCCACUAUGGAUAAGCAAAUGGUAGAAGAGCGGCUAGAGGAAAUGUCAGAAGAGCAGCUAGAGGAAGUUAGAAUUUCAAUGCAAAAAUAUUUGAGUUGAGAAAGUAUUAGGAAAAAAUGGUUAGGAGUCUGAUGAAAUGGUUACAUUUUUAUUUUUUAUUUUUUAAAUAUUAUUUAUAUUGAAUUCUGUCUAAGUUGGCUAUGCAUAACUAUUAACUGGUAGUAUGUCACUGUCUUUUUUAUUUUUUAUGAGUUUAAAAAUCAAAUUGGUUUUCA
Molecule: messenger RNA, 6215 nt
Organism: Trifolium pratense (red clover)
Lineage: Eukaryota; Viridiplantae; Streptophyta; Magnoliopsida; Fabales; Fabaceae
Product: DNA topoisomerase 1-like
Exons: 22
Coding region: 622-6039 (1805 amino acids)
Biological process (GO): DNA topological change
Cellular component (GO): chromosome
Molecular function (GO): DNA topoisomerase type I (single strand cut, ATP-independent) activity; protein binding; DNA binding
Source: RefSeq, a predicted model, not a curated record